AAGAUGCAGUCCGUGGUGUGGUUUGCUGUGGUGUUGGUUGCCGGGGUCUCAGCUGUGACUCCAGCAGCUGGUCCUCAAGUGUCACCUUGGAUUGACACUUCUUUGUGCGACCUCGCCGACUCCCUGUUGGUGUGCCAGCUGAAGAAGGGCCAGUGCUUCCCCGUGAACACUGUGUUCUCUCCCAAGGGCGGCCCCGUCAAGGCCAUCACCGACUGCGCCAACACCACCGGCGUCGCCCUCGGCCCGCAGUUCUACCUUAACAUCGCUUCUUUGUGCGACCUCGCCGACUCCCUGUUGGUGUGCCAGCUGAAGAAGGGCCAGUGCUUCCCCGUGAACACUGUGUUCUCUCCCAAGGGCGGCCCCGUCAAGGCCAUCACCGACUGCGCCAACACCACCGGCGUCGCCCUCGGCCCGCAGUUCUACCUUAACAUCGGCCUGGCGUUCGUGUCGGGCAGCCCUGAGAGCUUAGCCGACAAGACCUCCUCGGACCCGAACACCGUCAUCGCCAUCCGCCGCUGCGCCCUCAACGCCACGGGUCUGCUGAACGCCGACAUGAUGACCCUGAACCGCACCGCCGUCGCCGCCUCCCUCUCCUCCGCCUUCCGCACCCCCGCCCUGGGCGCCGCCGUCGCCUCCGCCAUUACCUCGUGCCCUGAACCCGUCGACUACAAGAUCACCGACUUCAUUACCUGCCUCAGGAGCGCCUGCAUGGACAAAGUUUCCGCCGCGUCGCUCAUGAAGAUGGCAACGACGAUGGUGAAGACCAUGACGGCUGCUCCUCCCACUGGGGCUCCUGCUUCAGCCUAGGUGUUCCUCUGGGGCGUCCUUAUCCCUCGAAAUAUCAACUGCCCUCUCCCGUCGUCUAUAUAACCUUAUACUUAUCUGUUUAUCUGUCUAACCACGUUCCUCUAAGAGACAAACGUCCUCGGGGCUGUCUCACAGUUAUGAAUAGUAACCCACGAAUGUUAGUUAAGGAAAGUUUUGGGUGCUGCCCCUGCAAAGCUCAGUCUGAGGGUGGCGGGCGUAGACGUCUUCCCAGGAGGUCGAUUCCACGUCGCAGUCAAUGAAAAACGAAGUAUUCUGUUCGAUAAUACCACGAGAAAUCGAUAGCCGAUGUCAAUGGAAAAUAUAGCAAUUCCGUAAAAAAAAAA
This is a messenger RNA of Penaeus indicus, 1151 nucleotides long. RefSeq lists its product as uncharacterized. The coding region runs from base 4 to 807 and encodes 267 amino acids. The transcript has 5 exons. Lineage: Eukaryota; Metazoa; Arthropoda; Malacostraca; Decapoda; Penaeidae. The record is from RefSeq and is a predicted model, not a curated record.